Molecule: messenger RNA, 1422 nt
Organism: Knipowitschia caucasica
Lineage: Eukaryota; Metazoa; Chordata; Actinopteri; Gobiiformes; Gobiidae
Source: the annotation of a GenBank genome assembly
AUGGCAGAGACCAGGUAUAGCACAGUCUUCCUCACACUGGAGUCAAUCCAGUCAGUCCAUGGAGAGCUGCAGGAGCUUCUUCAGAGCCGUGGUGAGAGCACGCGAUUGCGCAAUGUCUCCCCAGAUGUUCUAGCCUUCCUUGUGGAAUUUCUGCGCCCAUUUAGCGAUGCGCAAAAGGAGCUAGAAGGGGACAAAUACCCAACACUGCACCUUGUCGUGCUCUGGGCCAACAAGCUGAAAAGCCACUGCCAACCAGACGUGGCUGAUACUCCUUCCCAGGCUGUCAUUCGCCGACGACACCUUGACUGGUUAAUGAAAAAAAUCCAAAUCCAGCCAGUUCAUAAAAUUGCCAUCUUCCUAUGGCCUAAGUUCAACCAACUACGAAUGUUUACUCUCGCUGAGAGGAGCGACAUCCAGCAACAGGUCAGAAUCCAGAUAAACCGCUUCAGGGAGGGAGAGGAUGCACGUCGGCAGGAGCAGUCUACACAAUCAGGGUCAGGUGCAGUAGCAGCAGCUGCUGGUCCCGCACCAAAGAGGAGAGCACUGGCGGAGUUUGAGGACGCGUGGGAAAAUGUCAGAGUGGACAACGAAGAUACUGAUGAAAUCCAGGUCUACCUCAGCCUCAACCCCACCAUGGAAGCUGAUGGAAGGGAUCUACUGAGCUGGUGGAAGCAACACGAGACCACAUUGCCAUUACUGGCACGUCUGGCCCGCAUGGUCUUCAGUGUCCCGGCCAGCAGCAGCAGCAGCGAGCGUGCUUUUAGCGCAGCUGGAAGAGUCAUAGAGGAAAGGAGGACUGGACUUUCCCCUGAAACGCGCGCACCCCCUCCGACACGCGCGCGCACACUGCUGCUGCCCCCUCAGCUCAACGCUCAUGCCGCGACCGCGCACAGCCACAACAACAGCACGCCUUCUCCGCUAAACCCUGGAUCAAACCCGCCACGCAUCCAUCGCUUCCCCGCCGCCCCCAGCACACCGCAGCCGACACUUCGGGGGGGACUCUCCACUUCGGGAACAGACAAAAGGCACACGGCGGCGCCCGGCCCGCACACGCGUUUUAGUGUCCUGAGCCUGGUUUCUGCUGCUGUCACACUCAGAAUGGCCUCGGUGGUGAACUACGCCGCCCCCUGGUGGGUGAACCUGCUGCACCGCCUGCCACACUUCAACCUAGACUUCCAGAUAGUCAGCAGCGAUUUCCGCCCGGAGGAGCUGGAGUACCAGAAGUCGGUGCUGCUCCUGGGAGCCACUGCUCUCCUGUGCCUGGCCCUGGACCUGCUCUUCCUGCUCUUCUACUCCUUCUGGCUGUGCUGUCGCCGUAGGAAGAGCCAUGACUCGGCCCACUCCCACGGAGGCUCCCAGCCCAGUGCUGACUGCUGCUGCACAGCCUGGUGCGUCAUCAUUGCCACGCUGGUGUGCAGGUGA